Molecule: messenger RNA, 1735 nt
Organism: Colletotrichum acutatum
Lineage: Eukaryota; Fungi; Ascomycota; Sordariomycetes; Glomerellales; Glomerellaceae
Product: major facilitator superfamily domain-containing protein
Exons: 3
Coding region: 213-1646 (477 amino acids)
Biological process (GO): transmembrane transport
Cellular component (GO): membrane
Molecular function (GO): transmembrane transporter activity
Source: RefSeq, a predicted model, not a curated record
CUUCCGGGCUUUUGCCGCUUGCUGGGACUGUAUUCCCGACUUCGAUCACCUUAAAGUCGUAAUGCUCCGCGCACCUCGUACUAUCGUCCAACAGUCUGUCCUAAUCAUAAUUAGAGUAUCUCAGAGAUGCAGAAUCUUCAGUGUUUCCCAAAGACAAUCUUUUACCCACACAUUGACCUUGCGGCAUCUCGUCAAACCAGCCAGGGCUGACGAUGGGCGAGAAAGUUGCCCCAGUCCCUGUUCUAGACAGGGAAGAGGACAUAGAUGCACCUCCAAUUACCACUCUUGAGGAGACUAGAGAGCGUUGGAACGGAACUCGCAUCAAUACUUACCGCUUUUUCGUCACCUGUUGGAGCUUCAUCAUAAUGGGCAUGAACGACGCCGCUGUCGGUGCCCUGAUUCCUUAUGUAAGUUCACGGAAACCUUCAAUUCCCAUUAGUAGCAUGAGCCUGACGUUGGGGGCUCAGAUCGAAACGUACUACAACAUCACGUACACCGUUGUCGCCCUACUCUUCCUCUCACCAUUCAUUGGCUACCUGGUGGCAGCCCUAUCCAACAACCUCAUACAUCACAAGCUCGGUCAGCGAGGCGUUGCAGUACUCGGCCCUAUCAGCCGCAUGAUCGGUUACAUCCCUCUCGUCUCUCAUCCACCUUACCCAGUCCUCCCUGUCGUCUUGCUCUUCGCCGGCUUCGGAAACGGCCUCGAAGACAGCGCCUGGAACGCCUGGGUCGGCAACAUGCAGAAUGCCAACGAGUUGCUUGGGUUUCUUCACGGUGCAUAUGGCCUGGGCGCGACCAUCGGCCCCCUAGUUGCCUCCGCCAUGGUAACUAAGGGCAAGCUGCCGUGGUACUCCUUCUACUACGUCAUGAUUGGUGUCACCGCGGUGAACUUCGUGGCCGCCAUCACGGCGUUCUGGGGCGCAACUGGCAAGAUACAUAGGGACACCCACCAGUCUUCGACGGGAGAGAAGAGAACGACGACCAUGACCGUAGUGCGUCAGCCACUUACCUGGCUUCUGGCUUUGUUUCUGUUGGGCUAUGUUGGAGCAGAAGUCAGCCUGGGCGGGUGGGUUGUUACCUUUAUGCUUCGCGUGAGGCACGCUGAGCCCUUCUUGGCUGGCGUCACCGUGGUGCUUUUCUGGCUGGGACUGACGAUAGGACGAGUCAUUUUGGGCUUCAUAACGGGGCGCAUAGGAGAGAAGCGCGCGAUCGCAAUCUACCUUCUCAUCUCACUCGCCCUCGAAUUGCUCUACUGGCUAGUUCCCAACUUUGUCGCCUCCGUUAUCUUCAUCACGUUCCUCGGCUUCUUCCUCGGCCCCCUGUUCCCCGCCGUCAUCGUUACCGCGACCAAAUUGCUCCCCAACGACUACCAUGUGGGCGUGAUUGGAUUUGCUGCUGCCUUUGGCGGCGGUGGCGCAGCUAUCUUCCCAUUUGCCAUUGGGGCCAUCGCCCAGAGCAAAGGCGUUCAAGUGCUACAGCCAAUCAUCCUGGCCCUUCUAAUAUUUCUUUUACUACUGUGGCUUUGCGUCCCCGGUGGAUUCAAGAGAGGCGGGCUCGAGAGGGCAAGAGAGAACAAGGAGGGCCUUGGUAGCGAUGUCAAGAGUAUAUUUUCGUCAAUGAAGCAACUGCUUCGAGGCCGAGGCUAAUCCUCCAUUGAAUGAACGUAUUCCCCUACUAUGAAGUCCCGAUGUUUUUAUGCAGAUGGCCCACAACUGGCGAACUACUGCCAGGUGCG